Molecule: messenger RNA, 1021 nt
Organism: Odocoileus virginianus texanus
Lineage: Eukaryota; Metazoa; Chordata; Mammalia; Artiodactyla; Cervidae
Source: RefSeq, a predicted model, not a curated record
CCACAUCUCCAGAGAAAAAGGUUCCAGCAAUGGAACCUGAGAGGAGAGCCCUCCUUGGCCACAAAAGUGCUUUUCUCCUCCAGCCAGCUUCCCUAGUCCCCUGCUGCAGGCCUCCAACCCUCCCGGGCCCCCACCCUUGCCUGAGCUGCACAACUUUCUGGGAUGCAGUUUCUGUCACCUCACUUCUUCAUUAUUUGUCCCAGGAUAUACACAAAGAUAAACAAUAUCCGAGAACACCACACUCCCCACCACUAGGCUCCCUCACACCCAGGUCUUUCCUCUCCUCCCAGCAGGGGUGCCAUGGAGGGGAAGACCAUGCUCUCCCUCAACAAGUGUGGAGCUCUCUGAGGACUACAGCCGUGACCAAGAGUCACACGUCGUCCCCAGCUGUUCUUCCCUCUGGACCCACUGCUUUUCCUUCAGCUACCAGCAGAAUUCUGCCCAUACAGGCCACCCCCAGUUCAUGCUGGGGGCUCAGAGUACACAAGGGAAAACAAGAGGCCCCAGGACAGACAAGGAGCACAGAUGUGCAAGGAAAGGUGGAAGGAGAGAAGGCGCGAGAGGUCCUUCAAAGACACAGACUGCACAGAACACACUUAGGAUCAAGUGCCCAGGCCCCAGUGCUCUUCAGGGAAGACUGUGCUCAGCAGAUAUUAUUCCAUUCAGAGGGCUAGCUCAACCAUUUCCUGCAUCCAACCCACAUCUGAGCCCCAUUUCUAGCCCCUGCCCUUCCCUGGAUCUCAGUCUCACCACCUCUAAAAGGGGAGGGCUUUUCUCUUCUCCUUCCAACCACUAUUAUUUCUGGAAAAGGUAAAAAUAAUGUGAACUUUUGCCUGUGAGGGCUCCUCGGAGAAACUCUUUUAAGAAGCAGUCAGUACCAGCAGCCCCACCACCAGGAGGCAGGGGUCCUCAGGGGUACUCAGAGACCCAGACUCUCUUGUUUUGAGGGAGAGAGGACACAAUAGUCCAGAACAAAGUGUCUUACACUCACCUCCCUCUUCCUCCAUAUCUUCACCAUCAU